Molecule: messenger RNA, 366 nt
Organism: Prorocentrum cordatum
Lineage: Eukaryota; Dinophyceae; Prorocentrales; Prorocentraceae
Source: the annotation of a GenBank genome assembly
AUGGGAGAGGCGAGCAGGACGCGGGCGACGACGAGGCGCGGGAGCGGGCGGAUGGGGCGCAGGGGAGGUGACCGUGCUGCAGAGGGCCACCCGCCGCCCCUGGGGAGGGGCGGGCGACCCAUGCCCGAGGAGUGGCGGGACCCUGCGCUCGUGGCGGCCGCGGCCGCGGAGGCAGAGGAGGCGGGAACAUCGGGCCGCGCUUCUGCGUCGGAGCAGUGGCUCGCCGUGGCGGAUGCCUUCAAGCUCCUGGAGCGUGUCCUCAUAGGGAUUCUCGUUCUGGGCGCUCUGGUCUCUGUGGCGAUCAUCGUUUUCAACCUGUCAGAUCCUUCGGCGGUGGUCCCAGAGUACACGCUGAGAAACAAGUAG